AUGGAAUUACAAAUUGACAAUCACUCUCGUGUUGAAAGAUCUUCACCAAUCAAUUUGUUCACCGUUGAAAAUAUGUUUAAUUCACAAAGAAAUAACAUCAAUGGUCAGUAUUUUUCUCAUUCGACAGAAUUAAUUAAUCAUCCUAAUCAUAGAACAACAAUUAAUAAUACCGAAUCAACACCAUCAACAAGACAAAAUUCAACUUCUACAAAUCAAAUUGCAAGACUUGUUAGAAG
This is a messenger RNA of Funneliformis mosseae, 236 nucleotides long. The record is from the annotation of a GenBank genome assembly. NCBI's taxonomy places the organism in Eukaryota, Fungi, Glomeromycota, Glomeromycetes, Glomerales, Glomeraceae.